AAAAGAAAAAAUAUUUAUAAUGCCUCAAGAAAAAGGUGAGAGAAGAAAUCGUGGACAUCACUCAAAUAAAAACAAAAUUAAUGUUGGAGAUAAGGGAAGAGAAAUUUUGGAAAGUAUAGACGAAAAUAAUUUGGUUAUACAACAGUUUAGAGGAUAUUCCAACGAAUUGGAUAUGAAGCAUGAUAAAUUUGAAAAGCUCGUUAAAAUAAGUCGAGAUAUUACGAUAGAAAGUAAGAGAAUAAUAUUCCUUUUACAUACAUUAGAUAAAGAAAGUAAAAGAGAGGCAGUACUUGGAGAAGCCAAAUUGAGAUUCGAAAAUAUGGGAAAAACUCUUUUUAAAAAUAUUGCAUACGAGUUAGAUGGACAGGAUAUUUAUCAAUAUCUUAGAGCAUAUAAACCUGGCCUUGAAGAAUAUGUAGAAGCAAUCACGUUCUUUCAAUAUUUACAAUGCGGUUUUAUGCAAGAUUGGACUGAAUUAGAAAAGUCAUUGGUUUAUACUGAAACAGACAAAUCUAAAUUAAGUUUGGAAAACUCUUUGCAACCAACACAAAUGACACGAAUGUUAAUCACUCCGAAUGAAUAUAUCAUGGGUAUAGCAGAUUUAACUGGAGAACUAAUGCGAAAGUGUAUAAAUAAUUUAGGAACAGGAGAUAUAACUAGUUGUUACCAAACUUGUAAUUUUGUUAGAAAUAUGCACAAAGGAUUUCUAGGGUGUACCAAUGUUUUUAAUAAAGACAUGAGUAAAAAACUUUAUACGUUAAAACAAAGUUUAACUAAAAUGGAAAAUGUUUGUUAUACGAUCAAAGUAAGAGGAUCAGAAAUACCUAAACAUAUGUUGGCGGAUGUUGCAAUUGGAGCUGCAGAGGAUUAUAUGGCGGAUGAAGAUGAAGGAUAUCAAGUUUAAUAAAAAAUAAUAAAAAAUAUGUAAAAUCUAAUUAUGUAUCUAUUAUCUUUGCAUUUAAGUAGUAAUAAUAAUAAUAAUAAUGUGUGUGAUAAAUAUAUAAUAUCUUAUAUCUAUAUUUACACAUUCAACAAACAUUACUUUCAUAGUAAAUAAUAAUAUUAAUUUUUUUUUUGCAUAAUUUAAACGAAUAAAAACAAUUCAUUGAAUGUAAAAAUAUUUCUUUGUUAUUCUUCCUAGAUCAAAAUAGUGAAAUUUUAUGUAUAUCAACAAUUAUAAUAUCGCUAAU
Molecule: messenger RNA, 1190 nt
Organism: Polistes dominula (European paper wasp)
Lineage: Eukaryota; Metazoa; Arthropoda; Insecta; Hymenoptera; Vespidae
Gene: Trax
Product: Translin associated factor X
Molecular function (GO): sequence-specific DNA binding
Source: RefSeq, a predicted model, not a curated record